Molecule: messenger RNA, 932 nt
Organism: Botrytis cinerea B05.10
Lineage: Eukaryota; Fungi; Ascomycota; Leotiomycetes; Helotiales; Sclerotiniaceae
Exons: 2
Coding region: 23-850 (275 amino acids)
Source: RefSeq, a predicted model, not a curated record
GGGUCACCACCCCCCUGUCGAAAUGGGUCACCACCUGGAGCUUGAUGAUGUAAAGGAAUGCGACUACAUUGUCAUCUCGCAUGCUCAUUUUGAUCAUCUCCCCGGAGCGGACCGACUUGCCUUGAGAACUGGCGCGACAAUCAUUGCAAACUGUGAAGCUAUCAACUGUCUUCGACAAGCUGGAGUUCCCGAAAAUCAACUUACCUCUGUCGCUGGAGGGGAGCGCUUACCUCUGUUCUCAAGAGACAUCCUUGAAAAGGCUGUAUCUGGCACUAUCGAACUUGCUCCUACCAGUCUGCCAUUGGCACCUCCCAAGCCACACGUCAAAUUCGCUUCCCUAGCUGUGCACGUAUGGCCUUCGUUACACACAUUGAUGCCUGGUAAGGUACCUCACGAUAUCCCUGAAGUUUUUGACUCAGGGGUAGUCUAUGAAGCCUUGGACGACGGAUUCGCUUGCUCACAUGACAUUACACAGCUCGUGAAGCAUGGCUUGCUCCGCUUGAAGGAUUUCGUUCCUGAAGACAAAUUAGACGCAGGAUCUCGCGCAUUUGCAGACUAUGUGCAAGACCGCAAACAAAACGUCAUGUCUACAUGCGAUGGCGGUCAACUGAUGUUCAAUUUCGUUAUAGGAAACAAAGCUGUACUAUUCAAUACCCACUUGGGUGCUUAUGAAGGGGUUAUGCGCUAUCUUGAACCUAAGCCAGAUGUGGCGAUAUUAGGUGCUGGCGGCGUCCCAAAUCUGAAUGGAAGACCAUUCCUUGGAAAUGCUGCAGAGUUUCUCACCAAUCAAGUCCGCUGGCUUGGAGAACCUGCAAAAAUAUUUUUCUGUCUUAAUGAUAAGGACAAGUGAGUGGAAAAAUCUUAUAUGACGCAUUUCAAAGUUACUCCAUGACUAACUUUGAGUAGCGAAAAAAGCCAUCGAAUCAGGGACA